Molecule: messenger RNA, 11011 nt
Organism: Aedes albopictus (Asian tiger mosquito)
Lineage: Eukaryota; Metazoa; Arthropoda; Insecta; Diptera; Culicidae
Product: E3 ubiquitin-protein ligase KCMF1-like
Exons: 3
Coding region: 804-1415 (203 amino acids)
Biological process (GO): ubiquitin-dependent protein catabolic process; protein polyubiquitination
Cellular component (GO): plasma membrane; VCP-NPL4-UFD1 AAA ATPase complex
Molecular function (GO): zinc ion binding; ubiquitin protein ligase activity
Source: RefSeq, a predicted model, not a curated record
CUCUCAACAUUAUCAUCAACAGUCGAAAUUCGAACAGCGUAUUCACCACUCUUGCUCGUGAGCGAAGCAUCUCAUAGUUACAAUCUUAUCAAAAUUCUAAUUAACGAUACCUUUAAAGGUUGUUCUUAGGUAACGUCCAUCACGUUUUUUCCCUUUUGCCGAUGAGCAUAAGGACUUGACCAAGCAUUGAAUGUGUUAUCUUUGGCCGUGACUCGGCCCGAUUUCUACCCGGUAUAUUGAGAAUAGUCCUUCAAAUUCUCCCACAAAAGUCAUUCAUUUCAGCAUGUGUGCGGUUUUGAAAACUUCUGAAAAUUCGUUAAAAAAUAAGAAUGAGGAAGUAAGACUCACUCAUUGUAGAAUUGUGGGCAGUUUUUUUUUCUCUCCACCAACGAUGAAAGUAAUAAAAGAAAGAGAGUGUAGGUAUAAUUUUGCUAAGAGUGCUCUCCUUGAUUGGUGAGCUGACUACUCCUCUUGUAUAAAACCGAGGGCGAGGGGAAAGUAUCGUUGAAGAUUUGCUUGAUUCUUUACCCGAGUAAACUGUGUUCAGUUUUAUGUUCACAAACUUUAAAGUUCUACGAGUUAAAGUACCUACCUACCUUCAAUGUGUUUGUUUCACAGAUAAAUUCAUUGGUGAAUUGUACCAAAAAUGCUCUCUGUCAGAUCAGGGCCGCAUAAAUAAAAAGGAUACGAAAAACGAAUCUGACGACAUUUGCCCUUCAGUGAUAAAGUUGACGUGACUGGUAGUGCUUGAUUAGACGAGAAUUUGCGAAAAUUAUGUGUUGCCGUACCAGUGACAUAUAUAAAUGAGCAGAAUACAUCUAGAUAUAAGUUGUGACGAGUGCGGGUGGAAUAACUUUUCCGGAAUCCGCUAUGCUUGUCUGGUAUGCGAACAAUACGAUUUGUGUGAGAUGUGCUACUGUCAGCGCUGCAGCGGACAACAGCAUGUAGCUUACCACCCGAUGCAGGCGAUCUUCCCGAAGUAUCCCCUUUUCCAAGAUGAUCGCGAAGUCGCCAAAGAUGAUCUUCGGCUUUGCUGCCCUUACUGCGGCGAGAAAGAUCUGCGUGUGCACGAAAUGUUCCAACACUGUCAACGGUUCCACAGCUCAGAUACCAUUCCGGUUCGAUGUCCGAUCUGCUUGAUGGAUGAGGAUAGAAACCGGAAUUUGCUGCAGACUUCAUUGUUGGAACAUAUGCUGACACGGCACAAGGAAUACGAGCAUCAUGCCCAGGACUGUACGAUCUGCAUGGAACCGAUGGUAACGACGAGCAAUAUUGAAAAGUUGCAGUGUGGCCACCCGUUUCAUUCCGGCUGCAUUUCGAAUUGGCUGCAGAACAAUGAUAAUUGCCCAUUGUGUAGGGCGCCUGUUCGUAACCGUGGAAAAUUUAUUGAUGACGACGAGUUUUUACCGAUGUAAAGUGUUAUCCACCAGUGAAAAUAUAAAAACAGUGCCACCUUUUAUACGAAAUAGUUUUGGGUUUCAAAUCUUUAUUUCUAGCGAUUGAAUUGCGGAUGAAUUUUGGCUGUAGGCUUAAAAUAGCGCAAUUUUUACUAGUAUUAUAAAUCAUCAUCCAUACAAAUGGUGAUAUAGACUUUUAAGAAUCAAAUGAGUACAACGACACUGCUUUUAUAAAAAAAUCUGGAAAGUCUCAAUAGACAUUUGUAUGGAUGAUGGCUCAUGGUAAAAGUUCUAAGCUAUUUUAUAGUUUUAGCCAGAAUAUCAUACAAAUCGAAGCGCUAGAAACAGAGAUUUUGAGCACUUAACAUGACUACAUAUUUGGUAUGGAUUUCGGCAUUGUCUUUAUACUAGUUUCCACCACUGUAUGACGAUUUCAUUUCUGUGCUUUUACAAAUAAAGAACUACUGGUCCAUCAAUCAACAUCGUCUGGGUCAAAUAAUUAAUACAUCCGAAUUCUCCCUUGAACAAAACAAGAGGCUUUGCGUCCGCAUGUGCAACAUGUGCCCUACACAGGAAAUCCUUCAAAGAUUUCUCCAGGGAUUUAUUUGUGGAUUCAUCUAUGAAUUGUUUCGAUUGUUCCUUCAAGAAUUUAUUACUUCGAGAAUUUCUCCAGAAAAUCUUUCGAGGUUUCCUCCAGGAAUUCCAUUGAGGAUUCCUCCAGGAAUUUCUUUGAGGAUUCCUUCAGAAAUUCCCUCAUGGAUUCGUCCAGGAGCCAUCCCUGAGGAUUCUUUGCGAAUUAGCUGAGGAAAUUUCUUAAGAAAUUUACGAUCUAAUUCUUUAAGUAACCACUGCGGAAAUUUCUUGAGUUAUCCCUGAGAGAAUUCUGUGAGGAUGCUCUGAGGUAAUUUCUUGAGGUAUCCCUCUCAGGUAAUUCCUUAAGUAAUCUGUACGGAAAUUUCUUAAGGCUCAAAUUAGAAUCGCAUAUUAUCCGAAACUGAAAAAUCACUUUUCUCCAGAAUGACAAAAAAGUGAACAAAACCAUUGUGUCCGAUUCUCAUAAUUGACUAAAUAAACAAUCGGACAUUCUUAUUUUCUUUGAUUUGUUGAUCAUUUUGGAAAAAAGUGCUUUUUUAGUUCUGGGAUAUUUGCCAUUCUCAAUGGAGCCUUAAUGAAUCCCCGCGGAAAAUUCUUGAGGAUCCCUGCCGAAAUUUCGUGAGUAAUCCGUAAGGGAAUUCCUUGAGCAUUCUCUGAGAAAAUUUCUUGAGGAUCCUCUGAAGGAACUCUUUGAGGAUUUUCCGAGGAAAUUCCAUGCGGAAUCCCUGAGCAAAAUUCUUGAGCAAACUUUGUGCGAAUUCCUUCUCUCAAGGAUUCUCUAGGGAUUUUUUUAGAGAUUCUUUUCUGAUGUAAUAUCUUGAGAAUUCUUUGUGUAAAUGUUUCGAGUCAUCCCUGAGGGAAUUCCUUGAGAUUUCUGUGAGGAAAUUUCUCUGGGCACUGAUUCGGAAAUUUCCAGGGGAAUAUUUGGAUGAAUUCUCGGAAGAAUCUCUGGAAGAACUCCUGCAGGAAUUUCCAGAGGAAUUUUUGGAUAAAUCCCCGGAGAAACUUCUCAAGAAGUUUCUGGAGCAAUUUCUGUAUGAAUUCCCGAAAGGAUAUGUGAAAGGAUUUCUUGAAGAACCCUGAGAAAAAAAAAUUUGGAUGAUUUGCAGGAUAAAUUUCUUGAGGAAUUCGCGGAAGAAUCUCCCGAUACAUUCCCGGAGGAAUUUCAUAGUGAAUUCCAAGAGGAAUUUCUGGAUGGAUUCCUUUAUAAAUUUUUUGAAGAAUUCACAGAGGACUUUCUAUAGGAUUUUGUUUAAAGAAUAUCCGGACUUAUUUCCGGAGGAAUUUCUGAAAAAUUUCACGAGGAAUUUCUGCAAAGUUCCGAGAGAAAUUUGGAAGAAUUUCGGAGGAAUUCACGGAGAAAUUUCGCAAGAAUUUCGGAGGAAUUCUCAAAGGAAUUUCUUCAGAGAUUCCCGGAGGAACUUCUGGAGAAAUUCCUUGAGUAGUUUUUACAAGAAUAAACGGUGAAAUUUCUCGAGAAAUUCCCGUAGGAAUUUCUGGUGGAAUUCCCGGAAAAAAAUUGUGGAGGAAUUAUUGAAGGAAUUUAUUCUUUUUUAUCUGUAUUAACGAGAUUCUUGACCCUAGGCUAAAUAGUUCAUCUCGGGACCCACACUUACAUUUCUUCUGGAAUCCGUCCAAAAAUGGUUGUAGGAUUACAGUAUGACCCAUAAAAAAAUGCGACAUUCCAUUUUUUUGCAGUAUUUGAUGAUUUUUAAUGAAAUAAUCCCAAUGAAUUAAACUUUUUUGGAUUAGGAUACAAUAAGGAGGUCAUUGUCAUACAGGAUCUCUAAAAUUUUUGCCAAAAUAUUCAUUGGUUACGUAUAUGGGAUACCUUAUAAUUGUUAACAAUUUCUAAAUAAAAUCAAGUUUUCCUAUAAUUUUCAUAGCAAAAUGAACUAAGAUAAAAACUUUUAAACACAUGGAAACCAUGAAGAAAUAUGUACUCUUUAAUACGCCCAUGUUUGAAAAAUAUUUUAAAAAUAAUUUCAAAUGUUUAGGAAACAAAAAAUAAAAAAAAGGUGCUACAUAUUAAAAUCGUAUUUAAGAUAAAUUAAUAAAAAACUUAACACUGUUAGAACAUUUUUCAAAACAUUUUUUUGUCGAUGAAGGCAUAUAUACCUGCCUUUAUGAUAGGUACAAAUACUAUGUACUUAAAAACAAUUUCAUGCUUAAAACAUAAUAUUUUCUAAAAAUUAUCAUUUGUCAAAUAAUUAAAUUUUCACAAAAUGGCUUUUAAUUUAUAAGUUAAUAUUUUUUAUGCAAUUCAGUAUCAUAAUUUAUAUUUUAUAUAACUCAUUUUGAUAUCAUAAUAGCCAAUUUUUCCGAACUGGUUCAUUAUGCAACUGAAAUGAGUUGCAUAAUGAAAAAUAGUUGCAUAAUGUUCAUAAUGCAACUCAUUUGAGUUGCAUUAUGAACAUUAUGCAACUCAAAUGGGUUGCAUUAUGAAAAAAAAAUUGCAUAAAACGUUGUAUGGAACUCGUUGCAAAACUCGAUUUUUUCAGCACUCUUCGUAUUUAUCCAACUCGGCAAGCCUCGUUGGAUAAAUGUACGACUCGUGCUGAAAAAAUCAACUUUUUGCAACUCGUUACAUAAAUAACUAUUUCGUGCUUGUCCGACGAACCAACCAACUCCUGAAGACCUUAUCCAGCCAUAAAAGUACUAUUUUGAAAAUAAAAUUUGAUUGAAUGUGAUUGAAAGCAAUUGAAAGAAAAUUAUAUCCUUAAAAAACGGCCUCUGGCGCGUGGACGAUUUCGACAUCCAUAUGUUCAACGUUAUAUUUCCGAAGGUAUUUGCAUGGAAUCAGUCUAUGUUCCUUUGCCAUUAUAAGAUUAGUGGCUCUACUAUACUAUCCAAUAGAUACAGGCGAGGUUAAUCAGUUCGAAGUAGGGGAACGAUGACUUUGAAAACUGUCGCAUUUUUUUAUGGGUCAUACUGUACAUCUAGAAGAAUUUCUAGAUGGUUAUUUCAUAAAACUAGCUAAGAAGUAUUUUGUAGGGUUUUUUUGGAAGAUUCCUCUAGGUAAUCUUGUACGAUUUAGGUUGGGUAUCUAUAGCGAACGGAAACUAAGUAGAAUCGUACAAGUUUAUCUGAGUAGCUUUUGAAUUUUCUUUGAGUUUCCAAGAUGUUUUGCUUGAAAUCCUCCAGUAGUUUCUAUUGAAAUUCCCUCAGAAGCUUAAUCGAGAAUACCUCCAAGAGUUUAUUCUGAGAAUCCUCCAGGAAUUUCUUAUUUGAUUCUUGUAAGAGUUCUAGAGAGAGCCUGAACAUUUUAGACACCACAUCUACCCCAAGCAGAAGGAAAUAGCUACUGAAAAGAUUGAAGUGCCAUCUUUAUAAUAGCUUCCUACUGUAACCUUUAAUAGUUUGUAAUAUAUCGAUCGCAUUCUAGGAAUAUCUCGUCAUUAGCAUUAAGUAAGCAGUACCCAAGCAGACAAGAAUAUCGACAACCUAAUAAAAUGUUUCAAUGAUAUAUCAUACCGCCUUAAGUUACUUGCGAGUUAUAUACGUAAUUUCUUACAAAACUCAAUAUAUGUGGAGAAUUAGGGUAAAAUGAGCAUAAUAACAUUCGCGCGGUCACUGCCGUCACUUCUAAUGGAUUCGUUAUAUCAUAAUCCUCCAAACAAACGCUUCUUAACAUAUGGUAUGUGGGGGCAAGAUGGGUCAGGGGGCAAGAUGGGUCAUUACCGUUUUCAAUCGCACAAUAUUUGUUUUGAAUCUUUCAAUAAUUUUCCCAGAUGAACGACGGGGAUACACAAAAAAGUGGUAUAUUGUUUUGAAAAUUCUAUACGUUCCUCGCACAGAAAAAAAUAAAAUAUUUUUUCGUUAUACUCCUUAUGCUAUACAUUCCAUAUAACUACGUGUAUUGUGUAGACGGGGCAAGAUGGGUCACCCUAAUUUUUCGGUAUGUUUGCAUAGUUUUUGAAAAUGUUUUAUUUUUCAUGGAAAGGCUAUUCUGUGACCUACAUUAUCGAAGCGAUGAGAGCACUGAAAAUUUGAGAACAUAUUUUUUAAAUUUUCCUUCAAAAAAUAUAGGUUUUCAAAGUCCGUUUAUGGCUACCCGAACAAAAAUCUUCUAGUUCUGAGAAUAAUCUACCGAUAUGUAUCAACACUUUCUUCAUGUAAUCUGUACGUCUAUAAAGCUUAGAUGUAUAGAGAAAAACUAGAAAAUAUAGUAUUUUUUGAUGGAGAAAAAUCGAGUUUUCUAAUAGCUGACCCAGCUUGCCCCCGUUAAAAUGAGGUGGGGCAAGAUGGGUCAUGUUUUGAAAAUUGUUUGUCAAGAAGCAGGUUUCAAACUUUAUUACCUUUUUAUACUAUUAUAUCAUAGCUGACUAGUGUAUCUGAGAGUCGUGGUAGAAUACAGAGAAAUGCGAUUUAUAUUUAGAUAGUUAUAGUGAUCCAUUUCUUAGGUGACCCAUCCUGCCCCCACUAUCCAUACCAUAUAUGUUAUGGAGUUUCUUGUGAGUUUUUUAGAUACUUUCAUACAAUACUCUAAUAUGUGUGAGGAAUGAGAGUAAAACGAGCAUAAUUACAUUCGCGCGGUCACUGCAAUCACUUCUAAUGGAUUCCUUCUAUCAUAAUCCACAAAAGAAACCCUUUAUAGCAUACCGCUUUAAGUUUCUUGCGAGUUAUGUAUUUAAUUUCAUACAAAACUCAAUAUAUGUGGGGAAUUAGGGUAAAAUGAGCAUAACCAAAUUCGCGCGGUCACUGCUAUCACUUCUAAUCGAUUCCUUGUAUGACAAUCCUCCAAAUUACCGCUUCUCAGCAUACCACUCAUAUGUUUCUUCUGAGUUAUAUAGCUGAUUUCAUAUAAAACCCAAUAUAUGUGGGGAAUUAGGGUAAAAUGAGCACAAUUAUAUUCACGCGGACACUGUCAUCACUUCUAAUUGAUUCCUUGUAUUAUCAUCUACUAAAGAAACCCUUCAUAGCAUACGACCCUUAAGUUCCUUCUGAGUUAUAUAGCUAUUUCUUUUUGUAGAGUGACCAGGUGGUGCUGCAGGAUAGCUAUUAGCAAAGUCUGGAUCCUUUCCCUAUCUUCCCCCUACUAGGACCAAUACUCACGAUAGACUAGACGAUGUCGUCAACUUGAGCAAAGUGUGUAGUAAUUAGUCUAGUGUUGUUACAAAAAUAAAAGAAAUUAAUUAUUACAAAGGAUUAACAUAUCACAACAUAUAGAACCUUACAAAUACACAAACAAGAAACAUCACAAAUUGACGCAGCACAACAUAUAACAUAAAUGUGCCCUGUUAUCCAGAUGGAUAACAUCUUCCGAUCACAGGAUGACGAGGUUUCAUUUAUUGGUUUAGGUCCAUCAGUCAUCCUGGAAUUGUAUUUUAGUUGGCAGUAUGCCUUUUAGUUCACAGCAUUUGUUGCUGUGUUCAUAGCUUGGUUUUGUCUAGGAAAACUAAUCCUAAUCGGGCAUCCCGUUUCAGGGUUCGAUACUUGAGCUUAACAACUUGAAGUCCGUGGCAGGGAAAGGUUUACAUCUCUAUCACUUGACCGCUGCCCGAAAUAGCCUGAAAGUUGGCAAUCAAUAUUGGAUUGCAUUUCAUGGGCCUCUAUUUUUCCAGAACCCUAUAAAUGUAUAUUAAAACUCGGGGAAUAUUUACAAGUUAAAAUAAAACAUAUAACACAAAGAACGCACGAAUAUAGAAUUUAUAACACAUUUAACAAUUAUUCUGUCUUAUAAUUGUAACAAAUAUUUAUACCCGUAACACAAUCCAACGUUUGAGCAAGAAUUUUUUGUGAAUCGUUCACUGAUUCACGAAAAAUUCAGCUCCCAUAUGCUUCAUAUCCUUCAUAACAAUAGUGUUAAGGCCAUAUACUUAACACUACGAUAAAGAUAAAUAACUUAACCUAAACUCAAAACGAAACCAAAACGAGUUUUGCUACCCGAAAGCCACAGUGCUUUCCAGAAACGUAGCGGUGAACAGGACUAACAAGUCCCCAAAAAACACCUCAACUCAAAAAAGAUUUAUGUUACCCGAAAGCCAAACUGCUCUCCAGAUUUUGUAACGAAUAAAUCUUACCUCAACUAAACUUUACUUUUAUGGACGAGCUCUGGUCCACAAAAAUAAAAUGGCCUUAAAACUGUAGUUAUAAUCCAUCCAACUAGCUUUCAUUUGCAUACACGGGGUUUUUUAGUUGGGCGCCAUGUUACUAAAUACAACAUGGAACCCUACAAAUGCAAGGGCCCCACGUUGGGCGCCAUGUUACAAAAAUAAAAGAAAAUAAAUUAUUUCCAAAGGAUUAACACAUCACGAUACGUGGAACCUUAUAAAUGUACAAAUAAGAGACAUCACAAGUUGACGCAAGACAACACAAAACAUGAAUGUGCCCUGUCAUCCAGAUGGAUAACAUCUUCCGAUCACAGGAUGACGAGGUUUCAUUUAUUGGUUUAGGUCCAUCAGUCAUCCUGGAAUUGUAUUUUAGUUGGCAGUAUGCCUUUUAGUUCACAGCAUUUGUUGCUGUAUUCAUAGCUUGGUUUUGUCUAGGAAAACUAAUCCUAAUCGGGCAUCCCGUUUCAGGGUUCGAUACUUGAGCUUAACAACUUGAAGUCCGUGGCAGGGAAAGGUUUACAUCUCUAUCACUUGACCGCUGCCCGAAAUAGCCUGAAAGUUGGCAAUCAAUAUUGGAUUGCAUUUCAUGGGCCUCUAUUUUUCCAGAACCCUAUAAAUGUAUAUUAAAACUCGGGGAAUAUUUACAAGUUAAAAUAAAACAUAUAACACAAAGAACGCACGAAUAUAGAAUUUAUAACACAUUUAACAAUUAUUCUGUCUUAUAAUUGUAACAAAUAUUUAUACCCGUAACAGUGUGCAGCAGCAAAGCCAUAUUCGCGCGCGGUGGCUUCAAGUGAUAUUUUUAUUUUUUUAAAUUCUUUUUAAUUAUUUUUUUUUCUGGGCCUCGACGAGGGAACCCAGCAUUCGUCCGACUACAAGAGAUGCAGUGAGUGGUGUGAAAGAAUGAACAUCAUUCAUGUGGUUCGUCGACGGGCAAUUUUGAUCUACUACUGGGUACUGCAAUCAGUAGCAAACACAGAGAACCAGCUGAAUAUCCGGUGAGCUCGUUCCUUGUUGUUCUUUGGAAGACCAAUUUAAGAACAUCCCAACUAACAAUGAUAGCUGAUUAACAGCUUAUUCAGCCAAAAUUUUUUAAAAAUAAGCCUAAGAGCGGUUUAUUCGUCUGUUGUACAGCAACAAUGUUUGUUGCGAUGUUUGGUUAGAUUCAAUAACAACUUAAUAAAAGUGAAUUCGAAAACUUGAUAUUGAUGUGUUUCUUUUUAACUUAUCUUUGAUUUAAUGCUAUUUUUGCCAACAAAGUUCACUUUUAUGAAAUGUGGCGGGUAGAAAUCAUAUUGCUUACUUUCCUUCUUAUAAUUCAGAUUAUUUUUAGCUGGGGAAAUGAUCGUUAUGUUUCCAUCACGUUUCAGAGAGCGAGCAAUGGCGCUUUAGCCUUUAGACUUUCGAGCCAGGACAUAAGGGACAAAUACCUAUGCCCCAUCCUUGGCCCCAUCCCAGUAAGAGGAGCUCCAACGGAUUGUGGCUUCGUGGUCGUGCGACUACCCAGUCAACCAGUGAUCGUAUAGGAUGUUGCGUAAGAUGCUAAAGUGGAGGCGAUAUGCGUACAUUUUACAUGCGCCUAAACGGAGACAUGCACGUAUAUGGCCUCCGGUUUAUCAUCUUGUGCAACAUAUUAUACGAUUACUGGUUGUCUGGGUAGUGUCACUAAUCUACAAUGCAAUUGGGUCUUUAAACUAGGAAUAAUGUAUUGAUUUUAUGAUUUCAUACGAAAGAACACCUUUUUCUGAGCCACUAUGAUUUUUUUCAGAUUUUUAGAACUUUAUUUUGAUACCUAAAAUCAAUUGCAAAGAGAUUUUCUGAAAUCACUUUUUGACAGCUGGGCAACUGCUUGACAGCUCCGCUCAGUACAAAAUGCGACGAGGGGUGAUUCGUCAAAUCGCUCCCAUACAAACUUCAAACUGAUUUUUAAAUAGGUUCCCGGGCACCAAAAUUCAUGCAAAUUUGGGUUUCGGCUCAGUUGGGCAUGCAGAUUCAGGAAAUGAAAUUGUCUCAACACCGCUAAAGAAGCCAAUUGUGACAAAGUGACCCGUAAUUGUGUGAUGCGUGUGUGUAGUUUCUCGUGCAAAUGAUUCUUACUGUUUAUAGUUUUUGUUUUGUUUUGUUAUAUCAUUCACUAGAAUUCGACAGAUAGGGUACAAUUAAGUAGGUAGAAAGAAGUAGGGGAAGUUAGUUUGGCAUACGCUUCGCACUUGAGAUAACGCCACAGCAACUGAUAAAAUUGCGAACAGAAAGUUAGCUUAGGUGAACAUAGUAUUCAGUUUCGGUUGUUCCAGUCGUUCACAAGUUGUUCUCCCUAGUUCCCUAGCUCCCUACAGUGUUCAAAAUGAGUGAUGAACAUAGAGGUGUUAGCUGUGACUACUGCCUAGAUCACAACUUCACUGGCAUACGGUACGCUUGCCUGGUGUGCGAGAAUUAUGAUUUAUGUGAGGAUUGUUUUGGAGGACGAUAUUCCAACUUAUUGCACAAGCCAUACCAUCCAAUGCAACAGAUUCUAACAGAAGCAGAAUUUUCCAAAAGGCUAGAUGAAAGUGAGUCGGACGAAGUGUGCACGUUUCGCUGCCCAUAUUGCGGCGAUGAUGGCUUCACCGCUAAUACUCUGACCGCGCACUGUGAAUCUUAUCAUUAUGAAGGUGGACAUCCGGUUCGAUGUCCAAUAUGCCUUGUAUACCAAGAGAUUGAUGUAUUUUUCCUUAGAAAAACGUUAUACCAGCAUAUGCAAAAACGGCACAAUGAAUACUGCACUUCGACGGAAGAGGUUUCAAAUUCCAGCGAAGCACAAGAAUGUCCCAUCUGUAUAGAGCAAAUGCCGUCGAAUUAUAAUACAAGGUAUCUUUCCUGCGCACAUCAAUUUCAUUCAGGAUGUAUAAACGUGUGGCUUCAAAAUAAUUCUAGUUGUCCAGUAUGUAGAAUUGAAGUAGACCAAUAAAAGUGAAUACACAUACAACA